CGGGCACGUACGCCCAGACCGGACGACCCGACCGCUCCCCAGUUCCCGUCCCGAGCGAACCCAAGCCAAAAGGCAAAAGCGCCUCACCCUUUCGCGAGCGUCUCGGCACCCCCUUCGUCCCCGCGCGCGGCGAGAGGAGAGAAUCAGGCGAGGGCGAGCGGAGAAGAUGUGCUGCUGCCCGAGUAAGGCGUGCUGCAUCUGCACGCUGAUCGUGCUGGUGCUGGUCGCCGUCGGCCUCGUCUUCGGCUUCGGCAUCUACACCCGCGGCUUCCACAAGCUCACCAGCAACAUCCACCUCGACGAUCGCCACCCCGGCGGCUCCUUCCGCGCCUACGGCCACUUCGCCCCGCCGCCGCCGUACUGAGAGGCCGGAGCACCCCGCCUCCCCGAGAGAGAUCUACUGGGGCUUGCUCGCCGGGCGACUCGAUUCGUUUCGGCCGCCUCCGCCUCCGCCGCCGCCGCUCUCCAUGGAGUAGUUGUUAGUUGGGCGCCAUCCGCCGCGCCGCACCGCAUGUAAAAAGGGAAGGAAUCCUGGGAUUUGUUUACUCGCUGCAUUUUGGUUUCGAACCGGUCGAUUGGAUUGGCUACGAGUGUCAUUUGAUUUGUUGAAGUGAGAAUUGAUCAUCCUGA
This is a messenger RNA of Panicum hallii, 630 nucleotides long. RefSeq lists its product as uncharacterized. NCBI's taxonomy places the organism in Eukaryota, Viridiplantae, Streptophyta, Magnoliopsida, Poales, Poaceae. The transcript has a single exon. The record is from RefSeq and is a predicted model, not a curated record. The coding region runs from base 167 to 364 and encodes 65 amino acids.